Cladophialophora psammophila CBS 110553 is the source of this 1149-nucleotide messenger RNA. RefSeq lists its product as uncharacterized. The transcript has 3 exons. Gene Ontology annotation, molecular function: oxidoreductase activity, acting on CH-OH group of donors; flavin adenine dinucleotide binding. The record is from RefSeq and is a predicted model, not a curated record. Bases 1 to 1149 code for a protein of 382 amino acids. Lineage: Eukaryota; Fungi; Ascomycota; Eurotiomycetes; Chaetothyriales; Herpotrichiellaceae.
AUGGCUUCUGCCGACGGCGUCUUCGACUAUAUAAUAGUUGGUGGCGGCAUUGCUGGCUGCACGCUCGCUUCUCUCUUGUCGAAAUCAAAGCCAUCGCCCUCUGUUCUAUUGAUUGAAGCCGGCCCUGAUGUGUCGAAUCGCCCACUAACCCAGGCUCCUGUGGCCUGCUUCGCCGCAGACGGAUCCGACAUUGACUGGAAUUAUAAAACUGUGCCUCAGUCCCACCUCGACAAUCGACCUCUAUAUGAAGCCGGUGGGAAAGCCCUCGUUGGCGGUAGCGCAACCAAUUAUGCCACCUGGACUCGUGGAUCGAGAUUCGACUAUGACCGAAGAGCGGUCUCGGAGAGCAGCUCUAACCGCAAAUAUCCAUUGCGAGAUCAAGUGUUGAAGGCCUGGCUUGGUCUUGGACUGGACAAAAUCGCAAACGCCAACAAUGGUGAUCCCCUAGGUGUCGGAGAAAUGGUCGAGAGCUGGAAGGAUGGGAGAAGACAGCUGACGAGCAUGGCAUUUGAUUUGACAGACGUCACAGUCAUGACGGAAAUACUGUCGCAAACGGUGCUUCUCGAGGAGCAAAGCGGCAAGCUUGCCACCAAAGGAGUACAAUUUCAUGACGGCAGGCAUUUUCUGGCAUCAAAAGAAGUCAUCCUCUCGGGAGAGGCAUUUCGCACGCCACAGCUUCUCAUGCUCAGUGGUAUUGGUCCAGCCGCAGAAUUGAAGAAAGAGAACAUCCCACCUCAGCAUAUCUUCCACCUCGGCACUAGACCCUCCAGUGAUUAUCCUAACUACAACGCACCAAGUGUUGCUACUACACUCCUGCGUUACGGCAUUCGCCGCUUGCUCAAAGCCGUUCACAACUCCAUGUCUGACGUGGUCGAGUCGGAGAAUCCUCCGCCUCCAUUCGAAGCCUUGGCCAUUUCGUCUUCUGAUGAAGCAAUCGAUGCCCGGGUGAAUUCCGAAGCCCAUACUUUCUUUCAUGCGGCAGGAACAGCCAGUAUGGGGUCCGUAUUGGACACGAAAUUGCGAGUCAAGGGCGUUAGUGGCUUACGAGUCGUGGAUGCAAGCGUGAUUCUAUUGCCAAUUGGCGCCCGCCUUCAGGUAGCGGCCUAUGCCAUUGCUGCUCACGCCGCGGAUUUGAUCGGGCAGGAAUGA